Messenger RNA from Mus pahari (shrew mouse), 918 nucleotides. It is a transcript of the gene Gsx2, whose product is annotated as GS homeobox 2. The record is from RefSeq and is a predicted model, not a curated record. Gene Ontology annotation, molecular function: sequence-specific double-stranded DNA binding; DNA-binding transcription factor activity, RNA polymerase II-specific. NCBI's taxonomy places the organism in Eukaryota, Metazoa, Chordata, Mammalia, Rodentia, Muridae. Gene Ontology annotation, cellular component: nucleus. Gene Ontology annotation, biological process: regulation of DNA-templated transcription. Bases 1 to 918 code for a protein of 305 amino acids. The transcript has 2 exons.
AUGUCGCGGUCCUUCUACGUGGACUCACUCAUUAUCAAGGACUCCUCGCGGCCCGCACCCUCGCUGCCGGAAUCGCACCCAGGGCCGGAUUUCUUCAUCCCGCUAGGCAUGCCCUCCCCGUUGGUGAUGUCAGUGUCCGGGCCUGGCUGUCCGUCCCGCAAAAGCGGCGCUUUCUGCGUGUGCCCUCUUUGCGUCACCUCGCACCUGCACUCCUCUCGCCCGCCCGCAGGAGCCGGUGGCGGAGCUACGGGGACCGCAGGGGCUGCGGUGGCGGGCGGGGGGGUGGUUGGAGGCACCGGCGCCCUACCUUUGCUCAAGAGCCAGUUCUCUCCCGCUCCUGGGGACGCGCAGUUUUGCCCACGGGUGAGCCACGCACACCAUCACCACCACCCGCCCCAGCAUCACCAUCACCAUCACCAGCCCCAGCAGCCAGGCUCGGCUGCAGCGGCGGCCGCGGCGGCGGCGGCGGCAGCUGCUGCGGCGGCGGCCCUGGGACACCCGCAGCACCACGCACCUGUCUGCGCCGCCACUACCUACAACGUGUCGGACCCACGGAGAUUCCACUGCCUCACCAUGGGAGGCUCUGAUACCAGUCAGGUACCCAACGGCAAAAGGAUGAGGACAGCGUUUACCAGCACGCAGCUCCUGGAGCUGGAGCGAGAAUUCUCUUCCAAUAUGUACCUGUCCCGACUCCGGAGAAUCGAGAUCGCCACAUACCUGAACCUGUCAGAGAAGCAGGUGAAAAUCUGGUUUCAGAACCGUCGCGUGAAGCACAAGAAGGAGGGGAAAGGCGCUUCGAGGAACAAUCACACAAGCUGCAAGUGCGUGGGUAGCCAGGCGCACUAUGCGCGCUCUGAGGACGAGGACUCCUUGUCCCCGGCUUCGGCUAACGAAGACAAGGAGAUUUCCCCCUUGUAA